ACAUCGUUGAAAUUGUAAAGAAGUAAAAGUAUACUUACUUUUUUGUACUUUAACCCUAAAUAAAACAUCUAAAAUAACUAAAAAGAUUACUUCUCUACAUUCACGUGUUUACUAUCAAUUUAGGACACCUUUAUUUCUGACGUCAUAUUAAAAUUAUUGUAGAUGACAAAAAGGAAAAAUAACAACCAUUGCCAAUUGUAAGAGGAAAAAAAAAGAAAAUAUGUAAAAUGACCAGCUGAGGUGGCAAAGAAAGAGGAGUGGGUGAGUGGGUUUCUUGUAUUUUUGUGGGGCGGUGAACUGAAGCAAAAACACAUUACACUACAUUGUCAAUUGCAUAUGCAAAGGAGUGAGCCACCAAAUCAACCAAAUAAGCUUUUUCCGGUCACAAAAGAACCAUCAAAGGUUGCUCCUCUACUCCUACACUUUAUUGUUUACUCUAUCCUCCAAUCCCAAGAACUGUUGAGGCAGGAAGUAAGUGACUCAAAGCUCUUCCAAGAAACUGAUUCUGAACCUACCUAUUCCAGGAAAUGCAAGCACCAGUGCGUCCCUAGUUUCUAACCAUCUCUCUCGUUUUCUUUCUCUUUCUUUUUCUUCUUAUCCAAACACACCAACUUCAGGCUUUUUGCAGACAGGCCGAAAGGUAAAGAAUCUAACACAUGUUGUUCAUUUAGUUUUUAAUGUUUUUGGUUUAGAACUUGCCAUUGAAAUCUUUUAGUUGCAUAAUCAUAUUCAAGAAUGCGUGGACUUAAAUUCUUAGAUAGAUUUAAGGGUACCCAAAUCCACGCCUUAAGCACUUCAGAUACUAACUCUGCUCCGAAAUCCAAAUUUACCGGCUCUUUUUCUCUUCCUCACUUUCUCCUUCCGUAUGGUCUUCCUACGACUGACCUCCUUGAACCCACCAUAGACCCUCACUUAAAACCUGUUUACUAUGUCGAAUCUCUUGCUGAACUUUAUCGCCGCCUCAACUCUUGCUUACAAUCGGAUAAAUCAUUGUUAUGCAUUGAGCAGUACUCCCUCUUGCACGACUUGGGUGAUCCAAAGUUGCUUAGGAGGUGCCUCUGUGCUGCCAGGCAAUUUGCUACUGAUGUCUUCUCUAAGGUUGUGCUUUCUGCUUGGUUAAGGUUUGAGAGAAGAGAGGAUGAAUUUAUUGGUGUUUCAUCCAUGGAUUGUACUGGUUAUGUUCUUGAAUGUCCUAUUGCUGCUUUAGUUUCUGGGUAUGAUCCUGAUUCAGUUUCUAAACAUUGCCAAUGUGGUCAACAUUGUCCUGAGAUUGUUCAUAAUCGUACCUUGAUACCAAAUGAUGAUUGCUCGAGUUUAGAGGAUGAUGAUUAUGAAGGCGAUGGUGUUUCUUUUUGUAUAAAUGAUGAGUUGGUUCAUUGUAUUAGAUUUAAAAUUGCUGCCCUUUCUAGCCCAUUAAAAGCAAUGCUAUAUGGUAGCUUUGUUGAGUCAGGAAGGGGUAAAGUUGAUUUUUCAAAGAAUGGAAUAUCUUUGGAGGCAAUGAGAGCUGUUGAAAUGUAUAGUAGGACUAGAAGAGUUGAUAUGUUUUCUGCUGACAUUGUUUUGGAGUUGCUUCCUUUUGCAAAUAGGUUUUGCUGUGAGGAAAUGAAGUCUGCUUGUGAUGCUCAUUUGGCAUCUUUGGUACAUGGGAUUGAGGAUGCAUUCAUUCUUAUUGACUAUGGUUUAGAAGAAAAGGCAAAACUUCUAGUGGCUUCCUGCUUGCAAGUGUUGCUUAGGGAGCUCCCAAGUUCAUUAUAUAAUCACAAUGUGAUGAAAGUAUUCUGUAGCUCUGAGGCUAGGGAGAGAUGGGAGAUGCUAGGACGUGCUUCGUUUUUACUGUAUUAUUUCCUAAGUCAGGUGGCUAUGGAAGAGAAUAUGGCAUCAACCACAACCAUCAUAUUGUUGGAAAGACUGCAUGAAUUUGCAACAGAAAAGUGGCAGAAGGCACUUGCUUUGCAUCAGUUGGGUUGUGUUCACCUUGAGAGAAAAGAGUACAAGGAUGCCCACUUUUGUUUUGAGCAAGCAGUUAAGGAAGGUCAUGUUUAUUCAGUGGCUGGUGUUGCAAGGGCUAAGUACAAGCAAGGGCAGCAGUAUUCAGCUUUUAGGUUAGUAAAUUCUAUUAUUUUUGAGUAUAAGCCAGUUGGCUGGAUGUACCAAGAGAGAUCUCUAUGUGGCAUUGGGCGUGAAAAGAUUAUUGAUUUAAACACUGCCACGGAACUGGAUCCAACCCUGUCAUUUCCAUAUAAAUACAGAGCUGUCAUGAUGAUGGAAGAGAAGCAGAUUAAGCAAGCUAUCUUAGAGAUUGGUAAAAGCCUUGCAUUCAAGCUGUCACCUGAUAGCCUCGAAUUGCGGGCUUGGUCCUUCAUGGCACUUGAGGAUUAUGGAAGUGCGCUAAGAGAUGUUCGAACAUUAUUAACUUUGGAACCUAAUUAUAUGAUGUUUCAUGGGAGGAUGAGUGGUGAUCACUUGGUUGAACUACUCAGCCAUCGGGUUCAACAGUGGAAUCUGGCUGACUGCUGGAUGCAACUUUAUGAAAAAUGGUCAUGUGUUGAUGAUGUUGGUUCUCUGGCUGUCAUACAUCAAAUGUUGGUAAAUGAUCCUGGGAAGAGCCUAUUACGGUUUCGACAGUCUUUACUUCUUCUACGGUUAAAUUGUCAAAAGGCUGCAAUGCGCUGUUUGCGGUUGGCUAGAAAUCAUUGCAGUUCAGAUCAUGAAAAACUGGUUUAUGAAGGAUGGAUUUUAUAUGACACUGGCCAUCGUGAAGAAGCUCUGUCUAGGGCUGAGAAAGCCAUUGUGAUCCAGAGGUCAUUUGAAGCUUUCUUCCUCAAGGCAUACAUAUUAGCUGAUACAAAUCUGGAUCCUGGAACAUCAUCUUAUGUUAUUCAGCUCCUCGAGGAAGCUCUUCGAUGCCCUUCAGAUGGUCUUCGGAAAGGACAAGCAUUGAAUAAUUUAGGAAGUAUAUAUGUGGAUUGUGGCAAGCUGGACCAGGCUGCAGACUGCUACAUGAAUGCACUCAAAAUCAAGCAUACAAGAGCUCAUCAAGGAUUGGCGCGUGCCUAUUAUUUGAAAAACCAAAGGAAAGCUGCAUUUGAUGAGAUGACCAAGCUAAUAGAGAAGGCACAUAAUACUGCAUCAGCAUAUGAGAAACGGUCAGAAUAUUGUGGCCGUGAGAUGGCAAUGAAUGAUCUUAAUAUGGCAACAAAGCUGGAUCCACUACGAACAUACCCGUAUAGAUACAGGGCAGCUGUUCUGAUGGACGACCAAAAGGAAACUGAAGCUGUAGAAGAGCUUGCUAAGGCCAUAGCUUUUAAGCCCGAGUUGCAAAUGCUUCAUCUUCGAGCAGCAUUUUACGAGUCAAUGGGGGAACUCUCCUCUGCUCUGCGAGAUUGUGAGGCAGCUCUCUGCCUGGACCCCAAUCACACAGAUACACUUGAUCUGUACAAUAAAACACAGCACCGGAUUGCUCAUCAGUAAAACGUUCAGGUUAUUGUGUUAUUCAUGCGAUAAACUGUACCUUGGUAUUAUACUCGAGGACAAGAAGUCAGUAGUUUCUGGGCUGUUCUUAUAUUUGAAAAACAUGAUCCAUAAGAGCUUUCAUCAACAAAGUUACAGUAUGCAGGGUGGAAUGUGUCAAGCUGAAGCAAUGGAGUAAUAUGUACAUGUGGCAUAAUGGAGUUGGUAGAAAUGUCAGAGAAGAAUACUGCAAAUAGUCCUGGGGCAAAUUCGAAUUUUUGAAACACUGUAUAUUCAAAGUUCGCAACUUUAUCAGUUAUCAUAUUCAGAUGUAGAUCAAAAUUCUCAAGUAAUUUCUUGUCAUUGUUUCUCUAGAACAUUGUAGGUUUCAAUUCUCGUUUUCUAUAUGUGUUCUAACUUUUUUUUUUCUUUUACCAUUAUUAUCUUUAAAUUGUUAAUCUUGUAUAUGAAUAAAGUCAGAAAAUGAUAUGAAUCUCA
Ricinus communis (castor bean) is the source of this 3948-nucleotide messenger RNA. Its product is annotated as ethylene-overproduction protein 1. The transcript is spliced from 4 exons. Gene Ontology annotation, biological process: negative regulation of ethylene-activated signaling pathway. The record is from RefSeq and is a predicted model, not a curated record. The coding region runs from base 736 to 3471 and encodes 911 amino acids. NCBI's taxonomy places the organism in Eukaryota, Viridiplantae, Streptophyta, Magnoliopsida, Malpighiales, Euphorbiaceae. Gene Ontology annotation, molecular function: protein binding.